Messenger RNA from Scutellospora calospora, 2398 nucleotides. Lineage: Eukaryota; Fungi; Glomeromycota; Glomeromycetes; Diversisporales; Gigasporaceae. The record is from the annotation of a GenBank genome assembly.
CAAUAAUUGUCAAAAACAAGAGCUUGAAUCUAUAAUGAAAUUUAUAAUUAAAGGAUUUAUUACAUAUUCCGUUAAUAAAGAAAUAUCGAUGGAAAAUGUUUAUAUUCAGGUUCUGAGUUCGGCUGAAUUUUUUGAACUACAACCUUUAAGAGAAGAGCUAUCAAUAGUCUUCCAAAAUAUACGUGAUGUAAAUAUGUUAGGAUCUGACAAUAAUUUCAAAGAAAUGGAUAUGAUUAUUGAAAUUACAUCUAGAUGCCAUCAACAGUCUUCAUCGGUGUUAUUGGAUUCUAUAUUGCAUUGCUUCUCAUCAUCAUCGGACAAAAGUUCAUUGUAUGCCAACUUUUUGCCAGAUGAAAAAAUUCAAAAAAUACAACGUUUUAUUACUUUGCUACAUUUAUUUCCCUCAGAAUACUUUGAUAGAUGGGAAGUUAAUUGCCUAUCUGCAUUAAUAUUGCUUAUAGACAAAGUGAUAUUUAUGUCACAAAGUCGACAAAGUAAUAUGCUUAUAAAUCUUUUAAAAAGUGCCGUUCUUUGUAGAAGUUUAAUACAAAAUUUUUUUCUUGCAACAACUAAACAAGAUGACUUACUGUGGAAAAAUCAAUCAUUUAUUAUGUGGUGGGUGUCAUCUAUGUACACCUGUAAGCCUCAUAUAAAAGAAAUUGGUGAAUUUCAACAAAAUAUUUUACACCAGCAAUUUGUCAACUUGGUUCAGAUAACCAAUGAAACUAUAAUAAUUAUAUCAAGGUAUCGAGAAAAUGAAAAUUUUAAAAUCAGAAAUUACCUAAACAUCAUCAUUUUCAUAUUUACUAUUCAUUUGGAUUAUUCUUUUGACCAAGAAAAUUCGGUCAUUGAUGACAUUUGGAAAUUUGCUGCUAAGUUUUUAAAGCUUGGAAUAGAGUUUUUUGAAUCUCGCAGAUCUAUUCAUGAUGGAGAUCAAGAGAUACGUGAGACGUUUGAGAUAUUGCAGCAAAGGGUUGAGAAGAGUUCGUUAAAACUUAUUACGUUUUAUCUAGAUAAAUCUUCGCAACAGCUUCAAGAAGAUAAUAGUUUCAAAGGAAUUCAAGUUGUCUUAAGACAAAUUACUCAUUUAGAAGAAAUAAUAAAAACAUAUUGGAUGUCGCUAAAAUAUUAUAACUUGAACUUUUUUCAACAGCAAAGUUCGAAUGCUCAAUCAUCUAUUAUGAUUUCUAUUUUACAAAAAUAUUUUUCAAUCAUAAUUGCAUUGUUACGCGCAAUACCAAUCGAUACAGUAGUAAACCAAGAAAUGUCUCAUGCCCAAGAAACGAUUAAAAAAUGCAUGACAUUCAUGUUAAUUGCAAUGGAUUUUGUUACAUUUAUUGAAUCUAAAAUAAACUUACAAAUUUUUCACAAAUUUGUAUCAUUUAUGUGGGAAAUAAUGGCAAUUUUCUAUGAGAAAGGUGCGCAAAGUGAACUUUUGAGUGACUUGGAUAAUGGCUUCGGCGUAUUCAUAACAAAAUUACCAAUUGAAAAAUAUGACGAAAUCUCAAGUGACAUUAUCAAUAAAUUAGAAAAAUUUCCCCUCUCAGUGCAAAAAAGUUAUACGAAUAAAAAUUUGAAAUUUCUCAUACACUUUAUUGAUAUAUUUCUUCGCAGUUCCACAUAUGUGCAAUUGUGUUGUUUACGGAGAAAACUUCCCAAUAUAUUAGUUAGAUUGUGCAAUUUAGGAGAGAUUAUUGACCAAUUACAAUAUGCUAUAUCCAUUAUAAAUAUUUUGUCAUUUUUGGUUUCUCGUAAGGCAUUUUCGUUUCGGUCAAUUGAUAUUAAUUUGAUAUUAUCAACUGUGAUUUCAUUAACAUCUUCAAGGACAAACAUUGAAUCAGACGAAAAAAGCUAUCAAAAUCUCUUUGAGGAAGUAUGUAAUCUAUUAUUCAAAAUCUUGAUACAUUGUCGAGAAGUCCUCUACUCGACUAUUCCAACCUAUGUUGUUAUCAUACAAUCGAUGUUUCAUUGUUUCAAAUCCCUCGAUAACCAAAAACGAAAAAGCGAAUUACAGAAUCGUCGAUAUGUAACAAUAUGGGAUAUACGUCUCAAAAAUCCGUUACCAAUAUCAAGUGUAAAUUCAUUUACAAGAUUAUUGACAAUGAUAUCACAAAGAGAUUCAUUAAACAAAUCUCAUAAAAAAAAAGCAAUUUCAUCACGACCGUUUAUUAAACAUGUGCCAUGUUUAAUAGCAGAAUAUUUAAAAGUACAAACAGUUGGAUUUUUAGAACCAGCUAUUAAGGAAAGUUUGAGACCAGGAGUGUAUGCACUUUUAGAUUUGUGUGAUAAACAUGAAAGAGAUAUGAUUAUGGUUACUUUGGACCAAGCUGGGAAGAGCUUGUUUAAAACUUUAUGGACCGAAUAUAAUAAAGAUUGGAAAUAUGUAGGAAGGGGAUAA